This is a messenger RNA of Galendromus occidentalis (western predatory mite), 2966 nucleotides long. It is a transcript of the gene Vps50, whose product is annotated as vacuolar protein sorting 50. Lineage: Eukaryota; Metazoa; Arthropoda; Arachnida; Mesostigmata; Phytoseiidae. Gene Ontology annotation, biological process: endocytic recycling; retrograde transport, endosome to Golgi. Bases 114 to 2966 code for a protein of 950 amino acids. Gene Ontology annotation, cellular component: EARP complex. The record is from RefSeq and is a predicted model, not a curated record. Gene Ontology annotation, molecular function: SNARE binding. The transcript is spliced from 14 exons.
GUGAGGUGGCAACUCCUAGGAAUCCUGGAAGUGCAAUACUGACCUUCUCGAUCGAGCAUGCUCCUGGAAGUCCCCUCCGUGGUCAGGACAGAAAGGCAACCCAGAUUCUUAUAAUGGAACUCGGUCGGAGAUUGAAGGAGGCUGUGAAGCCACUCCAGAAGUCUCCCCUAGUCCAGGAAAUCCAGGAAAAGUUCCACCAACUCAGGAGUCCGAAUUCUGAGGAAAGAGUUGAGCGUAUCGAUACCAAUUAUCUACAAGACACCAUCGUACCUCAGAGAGUGGCCCUGAAAAAUGCCCUCAAAGACCCAGCUGUCGAGGAAGCUCUUCUGGAAUCGAUAGAUCCAUCGUAUUAUAACGAAGACUUCGAUGGCUCCUUAUUCGAAUUGCGGAGACUCCCGGAAAACUCGCAGCCGGAGUUGGUGAACAUCAAUCGGCAGGUACUCGAGAAGCAGCUCGCCGUCGUCACGAAGAAAGUAUAUGAUCUUAUCCUCGGGAAACAAUCCGAGUACUCUGAGGAGAUCGUUCACGUUGUCGAGCUUCAAGAGAAGUUGACUGCUUGUCUCGGACAAUGUGUUGACGCUCGCAAAGCACUCGGACGCACCCAGGACGAUUUCACGUUACAGAAUAUGAGAGUGCUCCGCUGCACUAGAUGGCGGAAUCUCCUGAUGGACACGUUAUCCAAGCUGUCUGUUAUUAAGACCCUACAACAGACAGAUAUCAGAUUGUACGAGCUUCUCGAGAUGAGCGAAUACCCAGCUGCGAUUCGACUCCUUCUGGAGUGCCGGAAAGCUCUCCAGGACUAUCAGCAAUUCGAUUGUAUGAAACAAUUGUCCUUGAAAUUCGAGCGCACCUUGGAAAAAACGGAGCAUCAGUUGGACUUGGCGCUAUCGAAGAUUUGCUUGGAAUACAACGAGGAAGUCUACAUCAAACUUUCGCUAGCUUUCACACUCAUGGGCAAAGGACCAAACAUCUUGAAUCAGCUGCUCAUGCAUUAUACAACCACUAUCCACAAUCUUUCCCUUGUUCUCGUUGCUAAAUACGGCAACGGAGAACCCGGCAAAAAACAGUAUCAGGAUCUCUGUGGAAUGGUCAACGAAGAGAAGUACUCAGAGUGUCUCCGAGAACUGGCGCGAGCUUUUUUCAAACUUAUGGUCAGUUACAGACAAGUGUUAGAAUAUCACGAGAGAACAGCGAAAGACGAAGACAGCGAGAAACUCUCCGACGACGAAUGCGAGAUGGUGAAUGGCGAUUCAGCACUGGAGAAGAGCUCAACUCCUAGCCCGGCUCCCGGGGCUGUCAGACAUCCUCUGGCCGACUCAGACGAUGAUCAGAGCAGAUCUGGAUCAUCUUCCGUCAACAGCACUCCGGUGAAGGAAAGGGUUGGUGAGAAAAGCCUAGCACGCCAGAAACUGAGAAAUGGUUUGCAUCGCCUGUGGCUGGACAUGCAACAGAAGUUCAAGGUACUCCUGAGCUCUUUCUGCUGGCAAACCAUCGCGGAAUUCGACAAAUUCAUCGCAGUUCUCAACAUAACUAAGGUGAUGAUUCAAGUUGGUGAAGUCUUUUGCGAGCAAUCGCAAUGCAGUGCAGAUCUCGAAACCAGCGCGGAAGACCAAUGUCUGCGCUAUUUCUACUCGUAUCAUGGCCAAAGUCUCGCCACUCUCAAGACCUACCUGGAGCACGAAUCCUGGGAGUUGAUGCCAGUCCGGGAUAGCUUCUCGUUGGACAACCUGCACGAGUUCUGCUUUCUCCAAAGCACCAAGGAGCCUUCCGCUACGCUGAGAUCUAUCCCCGAUCGGGAAAUUGUCUUCAGCCCCGAGGCUCAGGAUCCUUUCGAGAGCGAGCUGCCCCGCGUUCCCAGCGACCUCGAUAAUUCGAUAUUCGAAGAUGAGGGCGAGGAUGACGAAGAGGAUGAAAGGAAAACUCACACACACCGAUUUCCGCGGCACGCGAUGACCAACACUUCCCUGACGAUAUUCCGACUCCUCGGACGAUACCUGAAUAUGAUUGCAGCCCUCGGCGGCGGCCAGGUCGUGACUGCGCAGGGUUUGAGCUCUGUGAUAAACCUUUUCGAGUUCUACUUGCACACGAUUUUUGUCCAUUUCGCGUCCGAGAACACCGAAAAUUUCCCGUGGUGCCUCAGUCCGUCGAGUCGAAGGACGCUCCUCCGAAUAGGAGAAUCUCUAGUUGAGAGCAUCGAUGCCAAAACACCUCUACCAGCUCUGACCCCUCUGCAAGAUGGCAGCUUCAACAUGUUCAACAUGCGUAAGCGGGUUGCUGCUUGCGAGAGCCUCACGUUUCUGUCGGCACAGCUCCAGCUACUGCUGCCGCAGGUGGACCCGCAGAUGGCCGAGAAGUUGGACCAGUUCACAGCUGAUAUUGAAUGUGCUCAAGAGAUGUACCACUCCGUGUACCUCGCAGUGCCUUCCAGAUUUCUUAAUCUGCCCCAACUACUCGACGGCAUGUUCAGCGUCAAUUGGGAUCUGAAAGAUAUCCAGACGCAGCAUAGUCCCUAUGUCGACUCCUUACUCACUCAGCUCGUCAUUCUCGAGGAAACUCUCUAUGAGAGCUCGAUGCCAGAGGGAGUUAUUAGGAAUUAUUGGAUAGUCACGCUGCGUCUAUGUUCUCAGGCAUUCAUCGAGGGUUUCUCGAGUGCCAAGAAGUGCUCAAACGCCGGUCGGGCACUGAUGCAAUUGGAUCUGCAACAAUUUCUUUCGAAAGUUGAGCGGAUGCGUGUGAAAAUGAAGCCUAUCCCCGACCAAGCGCUCGUGGAGUCGCUCGUGAGAGCGUACUACCUUAUUGACAAACCUCUCGAAGAUUGGCUCCUGCAGAACAUGCAGUAUUAUUCUAAGAAACAAUUAACUGGUUUAUUGAACUCAAUGAGCCACUUGAAUCGGAAGUCCCGCCAAAAUCUCAUCCAGAUGAUCGAGGAGCUCCUCGGUUCUCCGAGCAGGGGAAACCGAGUCUGA